Molecule: messenger RNA, 468 nt
Organism: Zygotorulaspora mrakii
Lineage: Eukaryota; Fungi; Ascomycota; Saccharomycetes; Saccharomycetales; Saccharomycetaceae
Gene: SRB7
Product: Srb7p
Exons: 1
Coding region: 1-468 (155 amino acids)
Biological process (GO): regulation of transcription by RNA polymerase II
Cellular component (GO): mediator complex
Molecular function (GO): transcription coregulator activity
Source: RefSeq, a predicted model, not a curated record
AUGACCGACAGGCUAACUCAAUUACAAAUAUGUCUCGACCAGAUGAUGGAACAGUUCUGCGCAACAUUGAAUUAUAUUGACAAAAAUCAUGAUUUCAUGCCUGUUGAUGAAUCUGAGGCUAAAAUGGCAGACAAACAUGCUGUAGUGGCUCCCCCAGAGGAGUUUUCAAACACUAUUGAUGAGCUAUCAACAGAUAUAAUACUUAAAACGAGGCAGAUUAUGAAACUUAUUGAUUCCUUGCCUGGGGUCGAUGUUUCUGCUGAAGAACAGAUGCACAAGAUUGAUGUAUUACAAAAAGAGCUUGUAAAGGUGGAAGACCAAAAGAUAGAAGCCAUCAAAGAGAAAGAUAAACUACAGAAAGAUGUAAGUGAAAUGAUAAAGUUUUUCGCUGGUGGAAUUGCUGAAUCUAGAGAAGCUCUUGUAUCGACAGCCACAAAGGACUCUUUGCAAAUUGGUGGCAACGCUUAA